AUGCGCGCGCCCUCGGCAGAACCCAUCGGCCCCAUGGCGGUGACUGCUUCUUCUCCAUCCCAGCCUUCGCAUUCAUCAGCGACAGCGCUCUCGCAAUCUAAACUGCAUCCCGAGGCGGCGGCGGUCCAUAUUUCGUCCGCCUCCUCCUCCUCCCAGUCGCCACACACCGACGACGACGACUCUCUUCCAGCCGCUCACCAGACCCCAACCCCAUCCUCUUCCACAUCACCACAGCCCAAAUCCGCCAAGAUGCGCAUCCCAUCCUCAGAUGUAGACGACACCAGCAGUAUAGGCUCCAGAGACGCUGUCUCCGCUGCUGCCAAAGUCCACAUCAAGAGCGGCAUCUCCUCACCUCGCUCCUCCGUAUCCUCCUCGGCCGCCGUCCGACGUGGCGCUUGGAGAGCCUUGGGUGCUGCCUCCUCCGCUUCAGCCUCUCGUAGCUUCACACAUGCCUACCGCAGGUCUUAUGCUUCCUCGAGCUCAUCUGAUCACGGCACUGACGACCUUCCGGCCACUAGCUCGAGCCUGCUUGCAUCGGGCGCUGCUAUUCCUUCAGCACCUAGCCCCGCAGCUAAUGACUUUUCAGAUAGCGAACCGGGCGAGGGCGAGGGCGAGGGCGAGGGCGAGGGCGAAAAUGGCUACCAGGACAAUCCGCAGGAGCUCAACGUUGCCGAUCAUCCCGCCUGGCACAGAAUGCGCACUCAACCCGAUGUUGCUGCCCCGGGUACCCUCAGCUAUCUUCCUUCUGUUCCGCCAAAGGCUGCGACUCUUUCGGCGGUGGAGCCCAGCGCAAGCACAAAUGCAGAAGCGCAACAAUCAUCCACCCCAUCUUGGCAAAAGCCAGCCCCAGCGUUUUCGCAUCCCUUCCGAGAUGCAACAUCGGAACGCAAAGCAGCGCCUCGAGGCCCAUCCGACAAUGCCUCUCAAGCCAUCCAUGUCAGCAGAGAUACAAAAUCAGCCGCUUUUGCCACCACCACCGAUCAAGAUGACACAUCUCUCCAGUUUGUCGAGGCUGGCGCCUACGACUGGGCCAAUUUUGUUUACGCAUAUGCAAGAGGCAGAUGGAACCCGGGACUCAUACCGCAGCCACCAGGGCAAUCGACAGCCGUUCCUGGUGCCAAGGUGCUCAUCAACACCGUCAACGAUCCACCGGCAGACGAUAUCGCAUGUGCCAAUAACCUCGUCAACACUCGCAGACCGUCUCUCGAGUACAUCCUGCCCGACCCCGAGCAAGCCCCACCGUCCGCACCCAUGCCCAUCGUCUCAGAGUUUGGUCCACAAAGCCUUCCCCUGAGCUCCCGAGGAAGCGCUGAUGCGCACACAGACGCUGGCGAUUCCAACACGGUUGCUUCUCUUCCCCUUGCUGAGACCGGCUCAGCGCCGAUCGCCCAAAGCUUCGACAAGACUCCUAUGCGCCCCCAUACGCUCGAAUACAUUUCUUCUCCCAGAACGGAUGCUUCCCAGCUUGAAGCUGCCCAAGCUACUGGUGCUGCUGAACCCCAGCCCAAUGCCACAACCAGCAACGGCAUUGAUGCCAACAUCCUCACCGCCCUUCGAAAGCCUUCAGCCAGUAUGUCAGCGGUCUCGCGCCUCCGAACAAGCGCAGAUCGAGCAGCUCUGGCCGACUCAAAGCUUCAUCGACACGCCCACCAUGCUCGCUCAGACAGUGCAGAAGAGGGACACUCUCCGCAGAGAGCAAGAACCGUCCCUGGAGCGAUCCCAUCCACCGGUGCCCAAAAGGACCUGCCUUCGCAAGCAGAUCAUGCAGGCUUGGCCUCCGCUGCCCAGCUCCAACAUACGCCAUCGAAAGUCACCCGCAGCCAAAAAUCGGACUCGGUGCUUGAAGCUGCCAACGAUACAGCGUUGCCUCGAACCACAUUCCCGGCCGACGAUCCACGCCAUCCGAUAGUCAAGACACCUACUCGCGCUAUUCCCGACCCUCUGAAGGACACCACUCCUGUACGCCAAUCAGGCUCAGGUAAAGAUGCAGCAGCAGCAGCAAUCUCCCCGAUGACAAUGCCCAUAGCUGGAACGACAGCAACUACACCAGCACGGAGCCAUAACAAGCUUUUGCAUGGCAAUGGCAACGAGUCGAGCAACGUGUCAGCUGCAGCACCCGCCCUCGCUUCUCCCCACAAGGAGAACUCCGAGUCAGAGGGGCUCAACAGGCCUGGACCGACACCUAUCCAAUCCACUCAUGGCCCAUCAAAGGAACCGAUCGCCUGGCAGUCGGCGCCCGAAGGUCUUUUCAGCUUCGCAGAGACCAUGCCACGCCAGGCGUCUGGCAACGAUGGUGUUGAGCCAAAGGCCUCCUACUUUAAUGAGCUCGCACUCGACAACGUCACUGUGGCCGGCUUACGUCGCGCCGCUCGGAGAACGAGCAUGGAGAGAUCGGAGAGAACCGAGUUGGGACGCACUCAACUCAAUGGACGUCGCGCCUCGAAAGGUCUGUUGGUCUCGCACAGCGCCAGCUUCCCUGGCAGCUCACCUCGCCCCUCGUUCUCGGCAGUUGGUGGACCGCAUGAAGGUGUCCAGCCGCUCUCGCAUCUGUCCAUGGGUGGUGCCACCUCGAGCUCCGGCACUUCUGCUUCCGCCUCUGCCUCCACCAGCAACGGUCCCACUGUCAACGUAGCUCACUUUGUCGGAGGCAGACACAGUGGAGAGACUCGCAUUGAUUUACGCGGCACGGUGACCAGCUCGCCCCUUGCUACAGCCAGAGAUGUGGAUGACAAUCCUAAUGCCGCUCUUGUAGCACACGACGUUAGUGCAAAGGACAUAUCACUAGCCGCCAACGCAGCCGCGCCACCGAGACCAGCCAUGUCUAGCACAACCUCGCAGCGCAUCCAGUCAUAUUUGGCAGCGGGCAAACGUGCCGAGAUCUUCUAUCUUGACCACGGCUACCUUCCAUCCAUCUUGCCACCCCACGAAGAGACGAGACUGCAUGCACUCUCUCGAUACGGUCCACCCAAGAUCGCAGGCAACCCCAACUUUGAGCGGAUCGCACACCUGGUCAAGCUCGUCUUCAACUCGAAGCUCGUGCUCAUCACCUUGGUGGGAGAGAACGAGCAGAUCUUUCAAGCACAGAUGGGUGGAGGCGGUGAGAUCACGAUUGCCUCGCUCCAAACGCUUGCUGGCUCGCGCAACUGUUCUUUCUGCUCGCAUGCCAUCUUGCAGAACAGUGACGAGCCGAUUGUCAUUUUUGAUGCAGCUAAGGACUGGCGCUUCUCUGGCAAUCCGCUUGUCAAAGGUGCGCCUGACAUUCGCUUCUAUGCUGGUAGCCCUCUCCGAACCUCGGACGGCUUCAACAUUGGCAGUCUUUGCUUGAUCGACGACAAGCCACGCACCGAAUUUGGACCGCGCCAACGCCACACGCUCAAGGAGUUUGCUCGCGUUGUGAUGCGUGAGAUGGAGCUGUUGCGCGACAAGAUCCAGUUCAGCAUGCGAGAUCGCAUGCAGCGUUCCGUGGAGCUCUUCACUAAAGAGUGCUUGGAGAUGGAUUCCGAGGAGGGCGAGAAUACUGCAGUCGCCUCAGUGCAGGGAACGAUCGGCACGCACAGAGUCUUCCAAUUGGCGGCUAGGAGCAUGCGAGAAGCCUUGCAGGCCUGUGGUGCCGUCAUCUUUGACCUCUCCCACUUUGAGCUCAUCGAUUCCUAUGAGAACGACUUUGCCCCUGCUGAUCUGGGCACGGGCACGAGCAGUAAGAUCUACUUUGCCAAUCCACUUUCCUCACAAAACAUGGGCACGGCAGCUUCUGGACCCAACAACACCGGUGCUGGCUCCAACCUCGGUCCUGCUUCCGACAACGGUGACACUGCUACGGCCAGCGAUGCAUCUACCACACCCAGCAAGAAGCGUGUUCGCGAACGCAACUUUGAUGGUUCCACAGGCGCCGAGACGUUCAGGUCUCCUUGCAGCUCACCUCUGGCAGAUCAGAGCGCCAGAGCAAAACGAGUGCCGCCCAUGAACGUGCUUGGAGCCAGCGAAACUGACCAUGUUCCGCCUGAACGUACCGAGUUUGUGCCUCUCAGUCACCACGUGCAGAUGGCCGAGUUCUUGCGCCUCAACCGGACGGGCAGGUUCUACUCGUACGCUCCGCCACCUUUCCGAUCGCUGCUUCCACAUGGUGUUACCGGCCUGCUGCUGGUACCCAUUUUCGGCCUGAACAAGCAGCCGUUUGCUCUGCUCUGCGCAUAUAUCACCAGCUCAGGGCGUUCGAUUGCGCUCGAGGAGCUGCAGGUGAGCGGUCUGCAGUACCUGCGAGCGCUCGGCAUGAUUGUGCUCAGCUCGAUCCUCAAGAAGGACAUCAUGCUCGCAGACAAGGCCAAGAGCAACUUCAUUUCCAACAUCUCACACGAGUUGCGCACGCCGCUGCAUGGUAUCCUUGCCGCAGCUGAACUACUUGCAGAGACCCAACUGAACUCGACGCAAGGCUCUUACCUCGAGACGGUGGAAGCGUGCGGCAAGAGCUUGCUCGAGCUUGUCAACCAUGUGCUUGACUUUACCAAGCUCAGCGGAAACACUCGACAAGGUCAGAGGUCGGCACACAGCAAGAGCAAGUGCGAUAUGGUCAAGCUCAUCCAGGAAGUGUGCGAAAGCAGCUGGAUCGGCCAAAUGGCAAGGCAAGUGGAAAGUGCAUCUUCUUCUGGCAUUGGCAGUGUUUACGCGCCGCCUACAGAGGCAAGCGGAGCAGCAGGUGGAAGCAUGGUUCAAGCACGAGCACGUGCUGCGCGGAACAACAAGGUGGAGACGGUGAUCGACAUUGCGCUGCGAGAGGAUGGCUGGCUGGUCAAUUGCGAUACGGGAGGUAUCCGACGUGUACUAAUGAACCUGAUCGGCAACUCGCUCAAGUUCACCUCGGCUGGUUUCGUCCAUGUCUCGCUACGUGAAGUGCAGAGCUCCAAGACGCAUAUCAUGAUCGAGCUCUCGGUCACUGACACGGGACGAGGUAUCUCGCGAGCCUUCUUGGAGGAGCAGCUCUUCCAUCCAUUCACGCAGGAGAACCCGCACGGCACGGGUACAGGUCUCGGACUCUCUAUCGUCAACAGCAUCGUCCAAUCGCCUUCGCUCAACGGCAAGAUCGACGUGUGGAGUACAGAGGGAGAAGGAACCGAGAUCCGCGUCACUUGCGAGCUGGAACUGUGCGAAGAGGAGGAUAUGGAAGGACCGACGUACAAGCCUGCUGUCAAUGUUGAUCAGAAGUACAGCGUCGCGCUGCUCGGCUUUGACGAGUCGCGUGGUGAUCAGGAUUUGCGUCUUGCUCUCGAAGGGUACUUGCUCAACUGGUGGGAGUUCAAGCUUUCGGAGCAGACGAAUGCCAAUGGCCACGUUCAGCACAGCGAUGUCCUUGUCGUCAACGACGAGAUGAAGCUGUUGGAGGAGAUCAAGAGGCAACGCAAGGGUCAGUUGCCUCCCGUCAUCUUCCUCACAGCCAGCCGUGGCGAGGCGGACACUGCCAAGGCAUGCGAAGACUACCAUGCAGCUGGGGGUGUCGCGCGCAUCCUGUUCAAGCCUGCCGGACCGGCCAAGUUGGAAAGUGUGGUUGACUUCUGUUUGCAGUGCCUCGAGCGUCAAGAGUGCGGAGAUCCUGUUUCGUCGGAGGAAAGCAAGCCAAGCACGCCUUUGCCAUCGCCGAGUGAAGGAGGUGCGGCGUACAGGCAGAUGGAGCAGGGCGAUAGCUACUUUGCGCCUCGUCAAAGUCGACCUGACAUGCAUAACCAUGCUGGUCACGAGCUUGGUUCUUUCGAGUCGACAAACUCGCUCACACCACGAGCAGAGGGCGAGACGCCCGGUCGGAUGAGCGACACUGGGGAUGCUACAGCGAGGCUGCAGGAGAUUCUGGCGAGAGCUCCAAUGGCUCGGGCAGACUGUCGCUCCAGGGAGCUGCGACGUCCGACUCUAGAGCCAGGAGUAGAUCGAACACGAUCGUACCACAUGUCGCCUGAACCUCCCGGCUCGAGUGGUUGCAACUCGUUGAUUCGACGACACUCAACCGAAGCACGCAUGGACACUGGCAGCGAGGAGGCAGACGCAUCCACUACCAAAGCUCUGAAGCCGAGUCGACCUUUGCUGCCUGCACGAAGCAUCACGUACCACGAACCUCGAUUGCACAAGCAUGUUCUUAUGUCGCCCCUGGUCGGCACUUUGCCGGGAUGUCGUGAUGGAGAAUCUGGCGGCGACUCGUACUUUGAAGGGAUGGCUACAGCUUGGGCGCCGCAAACACCUAACACGCCCGGCUCGACGAUCUCAUUGGAAGGAGGAGAUGGGGCUGUACCCAAGAGUGCUAUUGCUGGCAACAGUCGCAUCGGCGCAGGCUCUUGGGGCCUCUCUUGCUCGGACUCUGGCAGCGGUGCCUCAGGGAAACGGAUGCAGAUUCUUUCUGUAGAAGACAACGCGAUCAACCGUAAAGUGAUCGCAGCGUUUCUAACCAAACUGGACGUAGACUUUGUCGAAGCGACGAACGGGGAAGAAGGAGUUGCUCAGUUUGCGCGAUAUCCACCUGAGCACUUUGAUGUGAUUCUGAUGGAUCUAUCGAUGCCAGUGUUGGAUGGAAUCGGUGCUAUCUCUGCGAUACGGAAGAUGGAGCUUGAGAGAUACAAUGCGGAUGUUGGGAGGAAAGGUGGAAGUGCAGGAGUGGGAGUGGGAGCGGGAGUGGGAGCGGGAGUGGGAGCGGGAAAGCCUUCAGCUAGAUACAGGACAAAGAUCUUUGCGUUGACAGGGAGGUCUACAGAUGAGGAUAAGAGAGAAGCUUUCCAGACUGGAGCGGACGGGUAUAUUGUCAAACCACUGAGCUUCAAGGUGCUAAGCAGCUUGUUGCGGAUGUUGAUGGGCUAG
Messenger RNA from Ustilago hordei, 6831 nucleotides. RefSeq lists its product as uncharacterized. Gene Ontology annotation, molecular function: phosphorelay sensor kinase activity; histidine phosphotransfer kinase activity. The transcript has a single exon. Lineage: Eukaryota; Fungi; Basidiomycota; Ustilaginomycetes; Ustilaginales; Ustilaginaceae. Gene Ontology annotation, biological process: phosphorelay signal transduction system; protein autophosphorylation. Bases 1 to 6831 code for a protein of 2276 amino acids. The record is from RefSeq and is a predicted model, not a curated record.